AUGGUGGACCACAGCAUAAUGAAGCUGGAGAAUAAGGAGAAAAUGAGAAACCCACAGAUUUUUUUAAUGAAAGGGAAGACAACCCAAGGUUCUGUCAAAAUGGGUGUGUUUGAAGUGCUCAUUGCCUUCCUGAUCACAGCAAAUCUGUGCUUCACUGAGUCUCAGCAGAUUGUCUGCAAGGAGUCCUCUGUAGCAGAUAUUGUGUUCCUAGUGGAUGGAUCAUGGAGUAUAGGAUCCCAAAACUUCAGAAGGGUUCGAGAGUUUCUCUAUACUCUAGUAAAUGCAUUUGAUAUCGGAGAAGAUAAAGUCCGAGUAGGCCUGGUCCAGUACAGCAGCACCCCUCGGACUGAAUUCCUGCUCAACAGCUACAGCAGCAAAACUGAGAUUCUACAGUACCUGCAGCAGCUGCCGUACAAAGGAGGAGGCACGAGAACUGGCUUGGGUCUCAAUUUCAUAUUGAACAACCACUUUACAGAGUCUGCAGGAAGCAGAGCUGCGCGUGGAAUACCACAGGUGGCCAUUGUCCUAACAGAUGGGAAAUCUCAGGACAGGGUUGGACUACCAGCUCAAGCAUUGAAAAACAAAGGAAUUAUUGUUAUUGCCAUUGGCAUCAGAGAUGCUGUUGAAAAAGAACUAUAUGAUAUAGCGAGCGACCCACCUGAAACGUAUGUGUACAACAUGCCGGACUUUGCUGCAUUGAGAGGAAUAUCUCAGGUGAUAAUACAGCUACUUUGUAGCACAGUGGAGGAAGGCGCAAGCCAAGUAACACAGGUGUUACAGGAGUUUGAGAUGUCACCAGCGUGUAGGAGAGCCACAGUUGCCGACAUUGUUUUCAUGGUGGAUGGUUCAACAAGCAUAAACGAUGAGAACUUUGAAGACGUCAAGGCAUUUCUAAGCACCUUUGUCAGUGGUCUUGAUAUUGGUCGUGACAAAAUAAGAAUUGGGCUGGUUCAGUACAGCGAUAAUCCAAAUACAGAGUUUCUCCUGAAGAGAUUUUCAUCAAAGCAAGACAUCUUGAAUUAUCUGCAAAGACUGACACAGAAAAGAGGUGGAACCAACACAAGAACGGCCCUGGAAUUUCUCCAAACCCAACAUUUUAUCCCAUCAGCAGGGAGUCGAAAGACAGAAAAUGUCCAGCAGUUCGCUGUGUUGAUCACGGAUGGAGGAUCCACUACUGAAGUUGUGCACGCAGCUCGCCAGCUCAAACAGGGCAGUGUCACAACUUACGUUGUUGGAAUUAAUGUUCAAGACCAAAAGGAACUUCAAGACAUUUCCAGCAAACCUACCGAGAAAUACAUCUAUGAUGUUCCGAGUUUUAAUAUGCUGAAAGCCCUUGCAGCUAAUGUUCUAGAGUCAGUGUGCAUGACUAUUGAAGCCCAUAAUCAAGCCUUUGCUGUACGCUACGCUGAUGUUGUUUUUCUUGUCGAUGGAUCUCAGAACAUGGGAGCAUCAGGAUUUCAACAGAUACGAAACUUUAUUUUCAGAAUCGUUUCUCAGCUGGAUGUUAGCGUGGACAAAUUCCGUAUUGGGCUUGGUCAGUUUGGUGCUAAAGCACGAACUGAAUUCCUACUGAACACAUAUCAAAACAUACCAGAGAUGAUAAACUACAUAAGGAGCGGUCGCAGUUUUGCAUUUAGAGGAGGACAGGCAUUAAGAACAGGGAGUGCAAUUGAUUACCUCCUCAGGAUCUUUUUCACAGAGUCUGCUGGAAGCCGGAAGAAAGAAGGUGUUCCACAGAUUGCUAUAAUAAUCACCUCUGCAUCAUCACAGGAUGAUGUUAUAGUGCCUGCCAGAGCUUUAAGAAACCAUGGUGUGAAAGUCAUCUCCAUCGGUGUCAGGAAUUCAGAAUUAACUGAGAUGAAAAAGAUAGCUUUCCUUCCAAAUUUUCCAUUUGUUUUCCAGAUCAGUGCUUUUAGUGCUCUUGUUCAACUAUCUGACCGUAUAUCCACUGCAAUGAAAACGAUAGUGAGAAACGAGUUUCUGCACAGAGAGCUCAAAGCCCCAGAAGUGUGCCAGUCUGCUUCAGUUGCUGAUAUUGUUUUCCUGGUGGAUGAAUCGGGCAGCAUUGGGACAGUAAACUUUCAGCUGAUCCGAUCUUUUCUGUAUAAUUUUAUCGACAUCUUGGAGGUGAGCCCUGAUUACGUGCACAUCGGCUUGGCACAGUACAGCAAUAGCCCGGUGGCUGAAUUUUAUCUAAACCGUUAUCAAAACAAGAGCGACGUCCUGGACCACAUCCAAUCAAUGACGUACAGGGGAGGAGGCAGAAACACUGAGACUGCUCUCAAUUUUGUGCGACAAACUUACUUUACAGACCGUUCUGGCAGUCGGGCAAGAAUUGGGAUCCCCCAGUUACUGAUUGUGAUCACUAGUGGAGAAUCCGAGGAUAAAAUGGGUAAAGCAGCCGCCACUCUCCGACGGUCAGGUGUCAUCAUGUUUGCUUUAGGGAUCCAGAAUGCUAAUGAGACUGAACUUCGACACAUUGCCUCGUAUCCAUCGAGAAGUUACAUUUCCAAAAUAGAUGAUUACAUACAGCUCUCAGCCAUUGAGAGAAACUUCCAGAAGAAGGUUUGCAGUGAGAUUGUUAAUGUUGGUUUCAAUAAUUUAAACUGUGUUACUCAUCUUUUUUCAGGGUGUAUUGAGACUGAAGAAGCUGAUAUCUUUUUCCUGAUUGAUGGAUCAGGCAGUAUACAACCUGACAACUUCCAAGACAUGAAAAUGUUCAUGAAAGAAGUAGCGAAGACCUUCCGUAUUGGAGCAAACAAGGUUCGCAUUGGCGUUGUCCAAUUUGGAUCAGCUCCACAAACAGAAUUUGACAUGACUCAGUAUUCCACCAACACAGAAUUGGAGAUGGCAAUGAAUCAAAUUGUUCAGAUUGGAGGAGGCACUGAGACGGGCCGUGCACUCACUUACAUGAAGACUCUUUUCAGUGAAGCGGCAAAAACUCGUAGCUAUGGAGUGCGGCGUUUUCUAAUUAUCAUCACAGAUGGUCAAUCAGAGGAUAGUGUGGAAAUUCCUGCUGAGGAACUAAGACAAGAGGGAAUAGUCAAUUAUGCUAUAGGUGCGGGCGAAGCAGAUCCAGCUGAACUUCUGCUGAUUGGAGGAUUUCAAGAAAAAGUAUUUUAUGUCACCAGCUUGGAUUUUUUAAUAGAUUUGAAGAACAGCAUUGUGCGGGAAAUCUGUUCAGUAGAAGCUUGCAGUAAAUUGGACACAGUUGACAUCAUCUUCUUAAUAGAUGGUUCAGGAAGCAUAAACGUUGAGGAUUUUGCAAAAAUGAAAAUGUUCAUGAAUUCUAUUGUAAACAAAACUAGUAUCGGAGCGGAUAAGGUUCAAGUCGGUGCAAUACAGUUUGGUUCAUAUCCACGGCCAGAAUUCCAACUUAAUACUCAUUCUACAAAACCUGACUUACAGCAGGCAAUAUAUAACAUUCAGCAGUUGGGAGGGGGAACUCAAACAGGUCGUGCACUGACAUUUACUGCAGAUUACUUUGAUGGAGCAAGAGGAGGUCGACCUAAUAUUGCACAGUACCUCAUAGUGAUUACAGAUGGAGAGGCACAGGAUGAGGUCCUUGCACCUGCUAAAGCUUUAAGAGAUAAAGGAAUCACUGUUUUUGCCAUUGGUGUCUUCAACGCUAACAAUACUCAGCUUCUGGAGAUUGGAGGAUCCCCAGAUAAAGUCCAUUAUGUUGAAAACUUUGAUGACUUGGAUGAUCCAGAGAAACAAAUCUUCUGGGAGAUCUGCAGUGUACCGAAUGAUUGUGCAAGAACAGAUGUGGGAGAUAUUGUCUUUGUAAUAGAUGGAUCAGGCAGCAUACAACAACGUGACUUUGAGAGCAUGAAAAGGUUCAUGGUAGCAUUGGUGAACAACUCAGAUGUUGCCCCUGACAAGGUUCGGUUUGGGGCUGUAGUGUAUGGUACCACACCUGUAGUCCAAUUCCAGCUGAACCAGUACAAGACCAAAAGUGAUGUCCGAGAAGCCAUUUAUGGGAUGCAAAGGGAAGGGGGAUCGACAUUCACAGCACUUGCCCUUAAGGAGGCAAAGGGGCUCUUAACUACCGAGGAAGGUGGUCGGAGAUCAGACAGGGUUGCACAGUUCCUCAUAGUUAUUACUGAUGGUAAAGCCACAGAUUCGGUUAAUGUACCAGACACAUCUAAAGAUAUUAGAGAUGAAGGCAUCAACAUCUUUGCUGUGGGAGUAGCUGAAGCCAACGAAGAAGAGCUCCAGACAAUUGUUGGUCCAACAGGAAACUACUUUUAUGUUCAGAACUUUGAAACGUUGAAAAGCAUAACUGGAGAUAUUUCAAAGGUGAUUUGCGCCAACACCAACCCAGAGUGUAAACUUCAGCAAGCAGAUAUUGUUUUCCUCGUUGAUGGAUCCGAAAGCAUUGAGGCAGAAGACUUCAGGCAGAUGAAGGCUUUCAUGAAAAAAAUUGUGAACGCUUUUGAGAUUGCCCCGAACAAGGUCCAGAUCGGACUGGCUCAAUUUAGCACGCUUUUCCGUAAAGAAUUCUUCCUGAAGGAUUUUUCAGAAAGAACUUCAUUAAUUGCCGAAAUCGAGGGAAUCGUCCAAAUGAAUCAGGGAUCUAACAUUGGAUUUGCGUUAACAAAUGUGAACAGUCUCUUCACGAGAGAAGCUGGUAGCCGGAAGGCUGAUGGAGUGCCCCAAUUCCUAUUGCUAAUAACAGAUGGCCGAUCCAAUGAUGAGGUGGUUGCACCCGCUAAUGCUCUGAGAGAUGAGAACAUAAAUAUUUUCGCACUGGGCAUAGGAAAGGCAGAUAUAAAUCAGCUGUUACAAAUCACAGCCUCGCAGGAUACAAAAUAUUUUGUUGAAACUAGUAAAAAUAUAGAAAAGAUUACGCCGAGAAUUGUCAGGAAAAUCUGCAAGGACAUGCCAAGUAAAGAUUGCACAGUAGAUGUUGCUGUGGGAUUUGACGUUCCCAGGCAGAAACGGUUUUCCAAUAUCUUUAGCGGAGCACAGAGACUCCAGACACAUCUGAAUGAUAUCUUACAGAGAAUGGUGAGCUUACAGAAUGUCAGCUGCAGCUCGUAUCUGAACAUCAGAGUGGGAUUUCACAUAAAGAACGAAGCUGGAGGGACAGUCUUCGAAUCAGCCUUUGAAAAAUACAAUGAAGAUAUCGUGAAGAAAUUGAAAGAAAUUCAGUUGUCAAGAACGGAUCAAAUUGAUUUGACUGCCACCUAUUUACAAUCAUUUUCAAGCAAAUUUGAGCGGGAAUCAGGAACAAAUGUAAAGGUGAUUGUGAUUUUUACAGAUGGAGCAGAUGACAGCAUGGACAGACUCAAGGAAACAUCAGACAGACUCAAGCUUGAUGGUGUGAAUAUGCUAAUCACUGUUGCUCUGGAAAAUACACCAAGCCUUGAUGACAUUCUAAACAUAGAGUUUGGACGAGGAUUUGGAUAUAGACGGCGAUUGACAAUUGGGAUGCGUGAUAUAGGAAGUGCUUUGCUCACAGAAAUUGACACAGUUGCAGAAAGAAAAUGUUGCAAUGUGUUUUGCAAGUGUAUAGGACAACCAGGUGCACGUGGUCUUCAGGGAGGUCAAGGAUUUAAGGGAAUUGAAGGUCCAAAGGGAGUUCCUGGUUAUCCAGUGGAAGAAGGAGACACCGGUGACAGAGGUUUUCCAGGUAUUAAUGGAACUGAAGGAACUGAAGGAUGUCAAGGUCCUAGAGGCCCUAAGGGAGCAAGAGGGUAUCAAGGAGAAAAGGGUGAAGAAGGGGUAAACGAAUUUAAUGGAAUCACAGGGGAGCAGGUAAUAUUUUCUUUGUUAUUCCGAUUGUAUGAGGGGAAUCCUGGACUUCCUGGUGCCCGAGGGGUUAAAGGAGACCCUGGAAAUCCGGGGUUGAAAGGCUCAAGUGGAUUCAGAGGUGACCGUGGAGGCUAUGGUUUAAGUGGAGACCCUGGUGCUCCUGGAAUAAAUAAUUAUGAUAAAGGAGUUAAAGGUAGUAAAGGAUAUCCAGGCUCACAGGGUGACUCUGGAAGCAGUGGUAUACCUGGCGAUAUUGGUAGUAUUGGAUAUGAUGGGCGAACGGGCCGACGAGGAUUUAUAGGUGAAGUGGGAGAAAAGGGAGAGUCUGGUGAUUCAGGAUCCUUCGGGCCCAGAGGAUUUCGAGGGCAGCAGGGAUCCAGAGGAAUAAUUGGAUUGAAGGGAAUAAAGGGAGAGCAGGGACUUCCAGGAGUUCAGGGUCCCCCUGGACUGCAAGCUUUUAAAGGAUCCAAAGGGAACAAUGGACUCAAGGGACAAAAGGGUGAAUCUGGAGUCUCGGGUAACAGAGGAAAUCCUGGACCAUUAGGACCCCGUGGAUUGAUGGGGUUGGAUGGCAAUGAUAUUGCUGGUCAACCAGGGUCAAAAGGAGAAAAGGGAUUACAAGGAUUUCCUGGCUAUCCUGGUGCACAGGGACUGGAUGGUGAACCCGGUACUUCUGGCGAAGACGGAUCCAAAGGAGCAAGAGGACGCAGGGGUGAUGCGGGCACUUCUGGUAAUAUAGGUAACCCAGGAGAUGCUGGAGCUUUAGGAACCAGGGGCCCUAAAGGACCAUCAGGAACUAUAUCUAUGAAAUCAUGUGAACUUAUAUCAUAUGUUCGAGAUAAUUGCCCCUGUUGUUCAUCAGGAAGAAACGAGUGUCCUGUGUAUCCCACCGAGCUGGUGUUCGCUCUGGACAUGUCAGCGGAUGUCACACAAGCUGCAUUUGACAGAAUGAAGGGCAUUGUGGUUAAUUUUCUCCAGGAUCUUAAAAUCUCUGAGAGCAAUUGCCCUAACGGGGCUCGGGUGGCUGUCCUCACGUACAGUUCUACAACAAAAACAUUUAUCCGCUUUUCAGACUUUAACCGAAAGAAAAAGCUGCUAGAAGAAAUACAAAACCUAUCUUAUGAGCGGUCAACCAACAGGCGGAAUAUUGGUGCUGCCAUGAGGUUUGUUGCACGAAAUACUUUAAAGCGCAUUCGUGGGGGCAUUCUUGUGAAGAAAAUUGCUGUCUUUCUCGCAAAUGGGCCAUCUCAAGAAACCUCAACCAUUUCUACAGCAGCUCUGGAGUUCAGCGCUUUGGACAUUACACCAGUUGUCAUUUCGUUCAAUAACAUCCCUGAAGUUCAGCGCGCUUUUGAGGUCGAUGACACAAAAACCUUUCAAGUGGUUGUUUUGCCAAGACAGCAGCAAGAGGCACGAGAGCGGUUACGCAGAAUCCAAUCGUGUACUUUCUGUACAGAUAUGUGUGAACCAAACCCACGAUGCCAGCAAGUCCUCCGCCCACCUCCGAUUCCCAUCAGCAUGGACAUAGCUUUCAUUGUUGAUGGCUCAAGCAAUGUGAGAUCUGUAGACUUCGAAAGGCUGAAGAUCUUUCUAAGCUCGAUACUCGAUGAGUUUGUGACGUCCCGAAACCCAAAGGCUUUUGAUAAUCGUGCUCGAGUUGCUCUUGUGCAACAUGUACCACGUGAUUACGUGCCUAGGUCAGGCCAACAGCCUGUUCACCUGGAAUUUGGAUUUUUUAACUUUUCAAGUAAAAGUACAAUGAAGAGGUACAUCCAGCAAUCCUUCGAUCAAUUAGACGGCUCUUCUGGUGUUGGCCAUGCUAUUGAAUGGACUUUGAACAAUGUCUUUGCAACUGCGCCAACCCCACGACGCUACAAGGUUCUAUUUCUACUAGUUGCAGGAGACACUAGUGUUUGGGACAAAGCCAAGUUAUUGGCUGCGUCACUACAAGCGCGAUGUCAAGGGUUCUCUGUCUUUAUAUUCUCUUUUGGGAUGGAUACUGUGGAGACUGACUUGGAAGAUCUUGUUAGUUUCCCUUUUGACCAUCAUCUAAUUCGACUUGGUAGACUGCUUGAGCCUGAAAUGAGAUACGCACACAGGUUUACUCGGGCCUUUUUGAAAAGUCUGACACUUGGGAUCAACGCAUAUCCACCUCAAGCUUUACGAAGAGAAUGUCAGUCAGCGAGAUUAUUCCAGGGGAUCACAAAGGUAUCAAAUGCAAUUUCUGAACAAAAAAGGGGAACUGAGGAAGAAGGGAGAGAGUUUGAAGAGGAGGAGUUUGAAGAAGAGAAAUUUGAAGAGGAAGAAUUUGAAGAGGAAAAAGAAUUUGAAGAUUCUGAAAGAGAAACAGAAAUGUCGACAGAUAAUGGUUACGGCGAAAUGGUUGACACUGAAAAGGAAAUGCAGAGUGAAGAUGUGUGUGCACUGAAUCAAGAUGAAGGGGCUUGCCAGGAUUAUGAUCUUAAAUGGUACUUUGACAAAGAGCUGCAAGUUUGCACACGAUUUUGGUACGGUGGCUGCAAAGGAAAUGGAAACAGAUUUGACACUGAAGAGGAAUGUGAAGCCUUAUGCCUUAAGUCUUACUAGUGCUCGAAUGUGACAUUUUAGAAUUGUGAGGAAACAGAUGGAGACGGCUGCUUCAGAAAGAAUUAGCAUUUGGAGGGGGAAAAAUUGCUGAUCUGCUAUUUUAUACAGUUACUUAAAACUACUGAAUAGAGUUCUAAAUGUCAAUAUGUAUUCAUUUCA
Callorhinchus milii (elephant shark) is the source of this 8505-nucleotide messenger RNA. Its product is annotated as collagen alpha-6(VI) chain-like. Gene Ontology annotation, biological process: extracellular matrix organization. The record is from RefSeq and is a predicted model, not a curated record. Bases 1 to 8346 code for a protein of 2781 amino acids. NCBI's taxonomy places the organism in Eukaryota, Metazoa, Chordata, Chondrichthyes, Chimaeriformes, Callorhinchidae. The transcript is spliced from 43 exons. Gene Ontology annotation, molecular function: serine-type endopeptidase inhibitor activity; extracellular matrix structural constituent conferring tensile strength.